This is a messenger RNA of Aspergillus sclerotioniger CBS 115572, 1280 nucleotides long. Its product is annotated as heme peroxidase. The record is from RefSeq and is a predicted model, not a curated record. The transcript has a single exon. NCBI's taxonomy places the organism in Eukaryota, Fungi, Ascomycota, Eurotiomycetes, Eurotiales, Aspergillaceae. Gene Ontology annotation, molecular function: heme binding; peroxidase activity. Gene Ontology annotation, biological process: hydrogen peroxide catabolic process; response to reactive oxygen species; cellular response to oxidative stress. The coding region runs from base 410 to 1177 and encodes 255 amino acids.
CCCUAAGCCACUUUACUCCGUAUCUCUCCCAUAUCUCUUGAUUGAUCUCUCCUCUUUGACCCUUAGACAUCAUAUUGUCGCUCUCUUGAAUCUGCUCAAAACCUCCAGCGCGCACGAACAACUUUUUGUAUUUCCUGCUUCCGACCCACCGACACUGCGCAUUACCCCAGACGAACGAUCUAUCGGCCGACAUGAGCAGCCCGGGCGAUUACGGCGCCGUCCGCAAGGACAUUGUCGCACAACUGAAGAAGCCCGAUUAUGACGAUGGAAACGCAGGUCCAGUGUUUGUCCGUUUGGCAUGGUGAGCUUUGCAGUAUUGUUUCUCCAUACUCGCCACUGACCCCUGACUAGGCACUCCGCCGGUACCUACGACGCCGAGACCGACACGGGCGGCAGCAACGGCGCGGGCAUGCGAUAUGAAGCAGAGGGAGGCGAUCCAUCAAACGCAGGUCUGCAAUACGGUCGAGCAUUCCUAGAACCAGUGAAGGAGAAGCACCCGUGGAUCACAUACUCCGAUUUAUGGACGUUAGCAGGUGUCGUGGCGAUCAAGGAGCUGGGCGGGCCCGAAGUUGACUGGAAGCCCGGUCGCACCGACUUGGUCGACGACUCCAAGGUGCCGCCCCGUGGUCGCUUACCCGACGGUGCGCAGGGUGCAGACCAUCUCCGUUUUAUCUUCAACCGAAUGGGCUUCAACGACCAGGAGAUCGUGGCGUUGGCGGGAGGACACAACCUGGGCCGGUGUCACACCGAUCGCAGUGGAUUCGAGGGUCCCUGGGUGAACAACCCGACGCGUUUCUCCAACCAGUUCUUCAAGUUAUUGCUGCAGUUGAAGUGGACGCCGCGGAAGUUGGCGAACGGCAUGAGCCAAUUUGUAUACGAGGAUCCGGACGCGGAGGAGGGGGACGAGUUGUUGAUGAUGCUGCCCACCGAUGUGGCCCUCAAGACGGACCCAUCGUUCCGACAGUGGGUGGAGAGGUAUGCGGAGGAUAAGGAUCUGUUCUUCGAUCACUUCGCGAAGGCGUUUGCGAAGUUGGUCGAGCUGGGGAUUAGACGUGAUGAGAAGGAUGCUAUUCUCAACACCGAUAACGUCAAGGGAGGAUACAUCUCUGCUCCCAAGAAGAGCAACACGCCAACUGGACCUCCGAAGAAGCCCAAAGCCCCGCGGGCUCGACUGUAGAUUUCUGUUUGUUUGGGAGGGUCAUGAUUCGAUAUACCAUAGAAGAGUUCUAGAGAUUGGAUAGAGACAGAAGCAUGUAUAGUGGCAGGUUAAUAGAUAUCAA